UAUGAAGAUGUGGAUGAGUUUGGAAUGCAUGAGAUGACUGACAAGGAAUAUAAGGAGUAUUCUAGGCAGAUAAAGGAAAGUAAGGGCUUUGAUGUCAUGGACUUUCCAAAGUCCUUCGCAUGUGGUAAAAUUAUGCCUAUUAUAAACCUCAAUUAUCAUGCUAACCACCUCAAAUCUCUUUCUGAAUUAGCGCUCAAGGAAUACAAUGAGAAAGAGAAAACAAAGCUAGAGUUUGUGAAACUUGUAAAGGCAAACCUGGAACCAUGUGAGGGCUUUCAAUAUUAUAUCACCUUUGAUGUCAAGGAUGCUGAUGCUGUUGAUGGUCCUAUCCUAACAUUUCAAGCUUUGGUGUGGGAUGGGAUCGACGAGAUUGAAGUAGUGCUUUGUAGGCUGGAAAUUAGUAAUUAAUCAAGGUAAAUAAACUAGUUGGGUAUGAUAAUUUUGAGAGAUAUUACUUUAAAAUGAUUUCAUGUUCGUAGUUCUUUGU
Messenger RNA from Camellia sinensis, 487 nucleotides. Lineage: Eukaryota; Viridiplantae; Streptophyta; Magnoliopsida; Ericales; Theaceae. The record is from RefSeq and is a predicted model, not a curated record.